This is a messenger RNA of Owenia fusiformis, 1041 nucleotides long. The record is from the annotation of a GenBank genome assembly. NCBI's taxonomy places the organism in Eukaryota, Metazoa, Annelida, Polychaeta, Sabellida, Oweniidae.
GUUGUCAAAGAGGGCCCAAAAGACAUUGCGGUGUUAUCUGGACAAAAUGCUGAAUUGACCUGCCAUAUCGAUCUUAAUGGAUCAUCGCCUAAGCCAGAAGUACAAUGGAUAAGUUAUUCUGUAAAAAAAGGAGGAGGUCGACAAAUAUCCUUCAAUGAAAGAGCUUUCUUCCUAGAAAUACCGAAUAAGUUCUCCAUAAGUACUUUGAAGCCCUACAGUCUACGAAUAAAUAAUGUCGACAGAGAUGAUGCUGGAAGGUAUAGAUGCAAUGAUGUACCUACUGGGGCGUCGAUUGGCAAUCUAGAUCCCCACUUGUUAGUAGUUGAGCCAACAUCAUGUCCUUUGCCACGGAUUAUAACGAGGCGAGAAAAUGAGACCGUCACUUUUACGUGGACAAUUACAUAUACGGGAAACAGAGAUGAUUACCAGAAACCUAUUAUCACUUGGACACUAAAUGGUAUCAAGCAAACGUCAGCGACAUCAGAUGAGACGACACCAGGGGUCUACUCAUCUACAUUUACUAAGACUGUGGGUAGUAUUGAUAACCAGGGGGAACUCAGUUGUUCAUUUCAUUUUCUGGACAUCAAGCAGAACUGCUCAACUAGGCUUAAUAUACAAUCAACAGCCCCAGCUUUAAGAAUUUCGUCUACAGUCAAAACGUCUUCAAGUUCAACGACCCUUACAGGACACAAGAUUGGGUUAAUUAUUGGUUUACUGAUAGCCAUCGUGAUCAUCUUUGUCUUGAUACUUUUAAUAUUCAAGCUACACAAGAAAAACAAACGACAAAAAAGUAUAAUUGGUAGAACAGAAGAUGUGACCGUAUCCCUUCUACGAAAUGAAGACAAUGCAGCUAAGCAAACCAUACGUGAGUACCAACCUGAAGAUAUUGACAUUAGGGACACGAUAGGUACAGGCGAGUUUGGUGUCGUAAAAUUGGUAAAUGUGAAUAAUGGAGACACUACACCUUUCAAGGUCGCUGGAAAGAUGUUAAAAGAAAAUGCAUCUGACGACGAUAAUCAGGCUUUAUUCUGUGAACUCCAG